Molecule: messenger RNA, 2502 nt
Organism: Sporisorium graminicola
Lineage: Eukaryota; Fungi; Basidiomycota; Ustilaginomycetes; Ustilaginales; Ustilaginaceae
Exons: 1
Coding region: 1-2502 (833 amino acids)
Biological process (GO): transcription initiation at RNA polymerase I promoter
Cellular component (GO): nucleus
Molecular function (GO): RNA polymerase I general transcription initiation factor activity; RNA polymerase I core binding
Source: RefSeq, a predicted model, not a curated record
AUGAAGAGAGCCUCCAAUUCCAGCCUCUACGGCCUCGAUGCUGACCAUGCUGUGCCACCUUCUCCGUCCAAACGCAGAAGCUCAGCUUCGGAUGACUCGGAUUUCUCUUCGCCUUCCCCCACCACCCCCUUGAAACCGCUCCGCUCCAGCCUCUCCAAGAAGGCGCCGCCACCAGGAAGCAUGGCUGCCAUCCACUCGAUCAGCAGCAACACCUCGUCCAACUACCAGGGCAUGUAUCUCAGCUUCGUCAUCAAUGCGCUCUCCGAAAAGGAGAAGGGCAACUCGGCACCCUACUACGAGCUCCUCGUGCAAUUCGCAGAGCCCUCAACAGGCAGGUCGGGCGCCUCGGUCUCGUCAUUGCGAUCUCUCCUCGCCGCUCUCUCGCACGUCGUCUCGGAUCUCGAUCGAUCACACGCCAAGCUGGUCGAAAGCAUCUUUGCCCUGCCCUGGACAUCCAUGGACGACAAUUUCGCGCAAAUGUGGAUCAAGUUUGUCUGCAGCCUGGUCAGCGCCCGAAGCGAGUGGCUCUCGGUCAUCCUCACAAAGGCCACAAAGGCUCUUUCGUAUCGUCUCGAGUGGCUACCGUAUCAAUUUGCCGACGAGUCUGGCAAGCGUUCAGUAUCUACGCUCAAACGCAAACAGGUCUACGAGCGGAUUCACCUCCUUAUCCGCUCGCUGUUGAGCGUUGUGCCCACACUGCCUGGUGUGCUGGGGCCGUUGCUGGUGCAGUUCUUGCCGCACAAGAUGGUCAAUCGCUCGGAUCAGCUCGUGUACAUGCGCAACAUCUUGCAUAUUAGCGAAUACUGCGCUGAGCUCUCGGAAGCCAUUCUUGGAGCGGUGAUUGAUCGUGCGAUUCAGCUCGACGUCGAAAUUCAGGUCGAGCUCGACGAGUUUGACGAUGAUGAGGCCGAGGAGCUGGGGCUCGACUUUGAAGAUCCCUUCGAGCAGGCGCUGGACGAUAUCGAGGACGGAGACAGCUCGGACGAUGACGACGACAGCGACGAGGGUGACUUUGCCGACAAUCUGUCCGAUCUCUCGGACGAAAACUACGGCCAGGACCUGCCCACGGAGGAGCAGAAGCGCACGCAGGAAGAUCUGCAGCGCUCCAUGCGGCGCAUCCGAGAGUCUGUCGCCAAGCUCGACGCCAUCAUGAUCGCGCUGUUCGAGCAUCUCCGCAAGCUCGAUGCGCAGUAUGUCGCUGGAGCCAACAGCUUGACCUACAACAGCCCCAUGGAUGCCGACACGAACCGUCGCAACUUGUUCCACACGCUGCUGUCCAUCUUUGCACGCAACAUUUUGCCUACGUUCCGAUCGCGCCACGUGCAGUUCCUGCUGUUCUGGUUCAACUCGCUGGAUGCCAACUUCUCGGACUUUUUUCUGGGUGUGUUGCUCGAGAAGAGUCUGUACAGCCAGCGGGGCGGCGAGGUGGGGGACAAGGACGAGCCGGCGGUGAUCCGGUCAGCGGCAGCAGGGUAUGUGGCGAGCUUUGUCAGUAGGGCUUCGUAUGUGGAUGGGCAGACGACGCGCGUGGUGCUGUACAAUCUGUGUGCGUAUAUGGAUGCGCAUAUCGACGAGAGCAGCCGCACGGAUACCGAGGCGGGCUCGGCGGCGCCGGGCACCUCAGCACAUGCGGUGUUUUACUCGGUGGUGCAGGCGGCGUUCUACAUCUUCUGCUUCCGCUGGAGGGAUCUCAAGAUGACCAGCGAUGAUCAGGAGGGUGGGGCGGAGGAUUUGGACUAUCAGGAUGCGGACGAGAUCGGUGGAGGCAUGCACGACAGUGUGGGCAGUCUGGGGCAGUUUGGCGCCGAGGCGUGGUGCGAUGGCCUCACAGCGUUGCAGCGCGCGGUGACGUCGCGGUUGAAUCCGCUCAAGUACUGCUCGGCGAAUGUGGUCAAGCAGUUUGCGCGGAUUGCGCAGCACACGGGGUUCCUGUACUGCUACUCGAUCAUCGAGGCGAACAACCGCUCGGUGAGGGGCAACCGCAGCAACCCGGUUUCGCGGUCGACCUCGCUGAACCGGAUCCAGCUCGAGAACUCGGGAUCGGCGACGCCCAUGAGUCAGGACGGAAGCGAUCGCGGCACGCCCCGGCCCGAAGGGGCGGCAGCAGUGCACAACAGCAGUGGUACAGAGCAGGAUGCCAAGGCGAGAGCAGCAGUGACGACGGCAUCGGUGCUCGAGUCGUUCUUCCCCUUUGACCCGUAUAAGCUGGAGUCGUCGGCGUCGUUUAUCGAGCCGCUGUACCGCGAGUGGUCUGAUGUGGCGCCGGAGGAGGACGGUGAUGAUUCGGAGGAGGAAGAGGAGGAGAGCGAUGAUGAGGCGGACGACGUGCGGCGGAAUGAGGUGGGCGGGGGGAUGGCUAUCCCUGGUACAUCGAAGAGUGUUCGCACAGGUGGUGGUGGUGAUGAGGAAGAGGAAGAAGAGGAAGAGGAGGAGGAGGAGGGUAACAGCUCGUCGUUUGUCUCGCAGAUUGAGGCGAUGAGCAUCAGCCCUUAUCUGCAUUGA